UGGAAAAUGGUUUUACACAUUUUGUUUAAUUAAAAUAAUAUAUAAAAUGGGUAACGCAGAUACAAAACUAAACUUCAGAAAGGCUGUUGUACAGCUCACUUCUAAAUCACAGCCAAUAGACUCUUCAGAUGAUAGUUUCUGGGACCAGUUCUGGUCUGAAAGCGUGACUAAUGUGCAAGAUGUGUUUGCACUUGUCCCCGGGGCUGAGAUCCGGGCUCUAAGGGAGGAGUCUCCUAACAACUUAGCCACUUUAGUCUACAAAGCUGUAGAGAAAUUGAUGAAGACUGUAGACAGCAGCUGUAGGACACAAAGAGAACAACAAACAGCUCUCAACUGCGCUCGGCUGCUUACACGAGUGUUGCCAUAUAUGCUGGAAGAACCUGAGUGGCAUGGAUUCUUCUGGUCAUCGCUUCCAGCUGCUAGCGAAAAUGAUUCAGUGCCUCUCGCCCAGUCACUGAUUAAUGCUGUCUGUGAUCUACUAUUUUGCCCUGACUUUACGGUGGCAAGCACGAAGCGCUCAGGACCCGAGCGCGCGGAGGAGCUGUCGUCGCUGGACAGCUGCGAGUACAUCUGGGCGGGCGGCGUGGGGUUCGCCCGCAGCCCGGCGCGCUCCGCCCCGCACGAGGCGGCCCGCGCCGAGCUGCUGCGGUUGCUGCUCACCUGCUUCAGCGAGACCAUCUACAAGCCCGCGCCGCACACCGCCACCCAUCACAACAAGUGGAUCGCUUACUUGACGAGUCCAGACAACCGGCAUGCCUUACCGCUGUUCACGUCGCUGUUGAAUACUGUGUGCUCAUACGACCCGGUCGGACUAGGGCUGCCCUACAACCAUCUGUUGUUCGCUGACACACUGGAGCCGCUUGUAGAAGUGGCGUUACAGAUCCUGAUAGUUACAUUGGACCAUGACACAAGCAACACGGUCAACGAGGAAACUGACGAGAGUCUCCCGGACAAUCUGUUCAUCAACUACCUGUCCCGGAUACACCGCGACGAGGACUUCCAGUUCGCGCUGCGCGGCGUCACCCGCCUUCUGAACAACCCUCUCGCCCAGACCUACCUGCCCAACUCCGCCAAGAAGGUCAACCUGCACCAGGAACUGCUGGUCUUGUUCUGGAAGAUGUGCGAUUAUAACAAGAAAUUCAUGUACUACGUAUUGAAGAGUAGUGAUGUUCUAGAAGUGUUAGUUCCAAUACUGUAUCACUUAAACGACUCGCGCGCGGACCAGUCUCGAGUCGGCCUCAUGCACAUCGGCGUGUUUAUCUUACUGUUGCUGUCCGGGGAGAGGAACUUCGGUGUACGAAUGAACAAGCCGUACACAGCCACUAUACCGAUGGAUAUCCCGGUGUUCACGGGCACCCACGCCGACCUUCUAGUGGUGGUGUUCCACAAGAUCAUCACCACAGGACAUCAGAGGCUGCAGCCGUUGUUUGACUGUCUUCUCACUAUACUCGUUAAUGUGUCGCCAUACCUGAAGACCUUAUCAAUGGUGGCAUCAACGAAGCUGCUUCACCUCCUGGAGGCCUUCAGCACACCCUGGUUUCUAUUCUCGCAGCCACACCAUCAUCACCUCGUGUUCUUUCUACUAGAAAUGUUCAACAACAUGAUACAGUACCAAUUUGAUGGGAACUCGAAUCUAGUGUACACGAUCAUCCGCAAGCGGAGCGUGUUCCACAGCCUCGCCAACCUGCCGCACGAACACGCCGCCAUCGCUCGCUCCCUCACCGCGGCGCGCGCCCGCCCGGCGCCGCCCGCGCUCGCCCUGCCCAGGUCCCGCAGCGCGGAGAGCGUCCCGGAGGCCGCCAUGGAGGGCUCCCGGCCCGCGCUGCCCGCCGAGCCCGGGACACUCAACGCCACGCUCGCGGACACGCCCGCGAUAGCGACUAUGACGGAGCGCGAGUCAGCGCACCCGCCGCCACUGGAGGCGGAGGCGCGGGGGGGCAGCCCGGGGCGGCGAUUACUGCCCACGGCCACCUCUGACUCUGCUCAAGCGAACGGCUCAGACCCCGCACCGGACAGACACACUGUCAACCAUCGGGAUAGCAUCCGAGUGAGCUCGGGAGGAUCUGGUGGCGAGAGCGUGUCCGGUGGCGAGUGUGGCGAGGGUGGCGAGGGUGGCGAGUGGCGACCCAGCAGCGAGUGGGUCGGCAGCUGGCGCGGCAAGUUGCCGCUGCAGACCAUCAUGCGGCUGCUGCAGGUGCUGGUGCCGCAGGUCGAGAAGAUAUGCAUCGACAAGGGCCUAACGGACGAGUCUGAGAUCCUGCGGUUCCUGCAGCACGGCACGCUGGUGGGGCUGCUGCCGGUGCCGCAUCCGAUUCUCAUCCGCAAGUACCAGGCCAACGCUGGCACGGCCGCCUGGUUCCGGACCUACAUGUGGGGCGUCAUAUACAUACGUAACGUGGACCCGCCUAUCUGGUACGAUACAGACGUGAAGCUAUUCGAAAUACAGCGGGUGUGAUCGUAACACGCCUGAUGAUGACAAGGAUCUCGUUCGUGUACAGAAGGCGACAGUGUUCGCGGAACAAGUACAACGGGUAAAACUGCUUUCUUAUUAUGUAACGCGGUUGCUAACAAUUCUCUAUUGUAACCAAUUAGAUUAGCGAUAGUUACUUUUAGAUUUUUGAAUGUUUUAAAUAAUAUUAAAUUUGGAAAGUUAAAAAGGAAAGAAAGUGCAAUGCAAUCACUCACGUUUGCGCGCGCUAUCUUUCCCGCGAUAAAUUGCUCGC
Molecule: messenger RNA, 2723 nt
Organism: Achroia grisella
Lineage: Eukaryota; Metazoa; Arthropoda; Insecta; Lepidoptera; Pyralidae
Product: protein HID1
Exons: 17
Coding region: 47-2455 (802 amino acids)
Cellular component (GO): membrane; Golgi medial cisterna; Golgi trans cisterna
Source: RefSeq, a predicted model, not a curated record